Saccharomycodes ludwigii is the source of this 1053-nucleotide messenger RNA. It is a transcript of the gene TFB4, whose product is annotated as TFIIH/NER complex subunit TFB4. Gene Ontology annotation, cellular component: transcription factor TFIIH core complex; transcription factor TFIIH holo complex. The transcript has a single exon. NCBI's taxonomy places the organism in Eukaryota, Fungi, Ascomycota, Saccharomycetes, Saccharomycodales, Saccharomycodaceae. Bases 1 to 1053 code for a protein of 350 amino acids. Gene Ontology annotation, biological process: nucleotide-excision repair; regulation of DNA-templated transcription. The record is from RefSeq and is a predicted model, not a curated record.
AUGGAUGCCAUUAGUGAUCCUACUUUUUUCCACUCUAAAUUGAAACAUCAAGUUUCUGAAGAAACUCCAUCAUUAUUAACGGUUAUAUUAGAUACAAAUCCAAGUGUAUGGGGCUUUGAAAAUGAGGAAUCUAAUUUACUAGAGGCACUAAAAUCAGUUAUUGUAUUUUUAAAUGCACAUUUAGCUUUCAAUAGCGCUAAUCAAGUUGCUGUUAUUGCAGCUUAUUCUAAUGGUGUCAAAUAUUUAUUUCCUAGGGAUAAAACCAAAGUUUCUGAAACAUCAAAUGGUAAAGAUAUUAAAACAAAAUUGAACAUUAUAGAUAGCAAAAUGUAUACACAAUUUAGAAAAGUUGAUGAAGCUGUAUUAGAAGAAUUAUAUAACUUAUUUGAAAUGGAACAAAAAUUAUACACCGACAUGAAAAACAACGACAAUAAAGAUAGCAAUACCAAGUUUGUCAAAAGUAGUUUGGCAGGCGCAUUAAGUUCAAGUUUAACUUAUGUGAAUAGAAUUCUAAAAGAAAAUUUAAAUUUAAAAUCACGCAUUUUAAUAGUCUCCAGUGGGUCAAAAAAUGAAAGACAGAGCGAAGUGUUUCAAUACAUUCCGAUUAUGAAUUGUAUUUUUACGGCAUCCAAGUUAAAAUGUCCUAUAGAUGUAGUAAAAAUCGGUGGUAAUCCACAGGCCACAUUCUUACAACAGGCCACGGAUGCCACUAAUGGUGUUUAUUUGCAUGUGGAAUCUACCAAGGGAUUGAUACAGUAUUUAUCAACGGCCAUGUUUAUAGAUCCAACUUUGAGAAGGAUUAUAGUGAAACCCAAUCAGGGCAUAGUUGAUUUUAGGACUUCUUGUUUUUUAACCGGUAAAGUUGUAGCUAUUGGAUUUGUUUGUAGUGUUUGUUUAUGUGUUUUGUCUGUUAUACCAUCAGGGAAUAGAUGUCCCGCAUGUGAUUGUGAAUUUGACGAAAAAAUCAUUAAAAAGAUGAAAAGAAAACCUAUUGGCAAGAAUGGGAAUGGUGGAGUGUCUACAAAUAGGAUUAAUAAACAAGCUAAGAAAUGA